This is a messenger RNA of Emiliania huxleyi CCMP1516, 1470 nucleotides long. RefSeq lists its product as hypothetical. The transcript has 7 exons. Gene Ontology annotation, molecular function: chloride channel activity. Lineage: Eukaryota; Haptophyta; Isochrysidales; Noelaerhabdaceae. The record is from RefSeq and is a predicted model, not a curated record. The annotation marks the transcript as partial.
AUGGCGCGCUGUGCCUCGUCCGCGAGCGCCGUCCAGAGCUGCACUGACAGUCGUCAUCAAGCGGGCAAAGUCGGCCAGUCGGAAGGGCUGUCACGGGCGGAGCUCGAGGUGAAGCUGCUUAAGGCGGUGAGCCACCCGCACCUGCUGCCGCUGCUCGGCUACUGCCUCUCGCCCGACGGCAUCUGCCUCCUCUCGCCACUGAUGCGCGGCGGCUCGCUCGAGGCGCGGCUGCGCAUCUCGGAUCCCGACCGAGCGGCGCAGCUCCCCGGAGGCUGGGCAUGGCGGAGACGGACGGCUACGCCAUUGGCAUCACCCAGCCUCCUCGUCUGCCUCACCAACCGGACCGAGGUGCAGCUGACCGACCGGUGCGAGGAGGAGUUUGACGAACUCUGGACCAACAUCGACGCGUCCCAGAUCGCAGACGCGGCGGCGGGGUGGACCGAACUUUCUGCGCGCGCGGUGCGCGGCAUGCGCACGUCCGGCGACGCGCAGGCGCGCAUCCAGGGCAACAUGCUGCUCGCCUUCAACACGCUGAUGCCGCGCCUCGACCGCGUCUACGCCUCGCGCUCUGCGGCGGCGCCCGACGGCUUCGAGGAGCGCAUCGGCGUGGUCGGACGCCCCCUUAUCGGUUAUCGGAAGCGGUUGAUGGACAAUGCCGAUGACGAGGGCCACACUCCGCAGCAGGAGCGCUCCGACCGAGCUGCCAAACACCGGAAACACAGCAUGAUCCUCUACCGGAAGGGCGCCUCCCUGCGCGUGCUCGUCCGCUUCUCUGGCUCCGUCCUCCCCUCGGCCGCGCUCGUCGCGACUUACUCCGCAGUCGUGGCCGUGCUCCUCCAGAUCUACGUGCCCGAAAAGUCGCUCGACAAGAUCUUCGACGACCCCUACCCGUUCCAGCCGGUGGCGCACAUCGUCGGCGUCGCAAUCGUCUUCGCCACAAACGUCGCGUACCUGCGCUACUGGGAGUCGUGUUCCUCUGUCACAUACAUGUCUGCGCGCUGGGGCGACGCCGUCGCCACCGCGCUUUCUUUUGACGAGCUGCGCCGCGGCGGCGAGCCGGCCGACCCCGUCGAGAGGAGGGCCGCGUGGCGCGAGCGGCGCCUGUCGCAGGCGUCCAUCCUCCACCUCGCCUCGCUGCUCCACGGCCUCGCGCUCCUCUACCUCCGGCGCGACUCCCAGGGCGACGUCGCCUCCCUCAUGCACGCCGACAGCGCGGACUACCCCGACGCAGACGCGGCCAAGAUCGAGGACAUCCCCUUCCCUUGGCCGUACGCCCAAGUGAUCGCCUUCCUGCUCUGCGUCUUUGCGUCGGUGCACGUGGCGAGGUGGAGCCUCGCCGACGGCGCCGACGCGGACCGCAUGACGCAGCUGCUGCAGAGCUGGGCCUUCCUCCCGGCCGCGGUCGCCUUCUUCUCCGUCCUCGCGCACACGGGCAUGUGGAACACGGCGCGCAUCCUCGAGGACCCGUUG